Microdochium trichocladiopsis is the source of this 615-nucleotide messenger RNA. RefSeq lists its product as uncharacterized. The transcript has 3 exons. The coding region runs from base 1 to 615 and encodes 204 amino acids. The record is from RefSeq and is a predicted model, not a curated record. NCBI's taxonomy places the organism in Eukaryota, Fungi, Ascomycota, Sordariomycetes, Xylariales, Microdochiaceae.
AUGAACUGUGCGAUAACGGACCUGCUCGUCUCGAACGCGGGGAUCCGGCGCGACCCGGGCAUCCCGUGCGACGUGCUGACGGCGCCGCUCGAGGAGCUGCAGCGAUCGAUGUGGUCGCACGCCGAGACGGACUGGCGGGACACGUUUGCCGUCAACACCACGGCGCACUACUUCCUGGCGGUGGCGUUGAUGCCGCUGCUCGCAGCAGCGGCGGCCGCGCAGGAGCGGGGAGGACAAGGGGAUGGGCGCGGGGCGGUUGUGGUCACGAGCUCGUGUGCGAGCAUGCGCAAUGUCACGAAUGUCGACUUGUCAAGCUAUGCGGCCAGAAAGGCCGCCACGGACCAUCUGGUCAAGUUGCUGGCUGCUAAGUUUGGGCGGUGGUAUAUCCGCGUGAAUGGGAUCAAUCCUGGCUUCGUCCCGAGUAACAUGAACCCCGUCGGCGCGGAGGGUAACAUGUUUAGCAACUUGUUUGGCCAGGUGCCGGCCAGGAGGGCGGGCAACGAGGACAUUGCCGGUGCGGUGCUAUACUUGGCGAGUAGAGCUGGGUCGUAUGUAAAUGGCAUAUCGCUUGUUGUGGAUGGAGGACGGAUUCUGGUUGCAAACGGGCAGCAAUAG